This is a messenger RNA of Dunckerocampus dactyliophorus (ringed pipefish), 3810 nucleotides long. It is a transcript of the gene b3gnt9, whose product is annotated as UDP-GlcNAc:betaGal beta-1,3-N-acetylglucosaminyltransferase 9. Gene Ontology annotation, molecular function: hexosyltransferase activity. The transcript is spliced from 7 exons. The record is from RefSeq and is a predicted model, not a curated record. Bases 224 to 1618 code for a protein of 464 amino acids. NCBI's taxonomy places the organism in Eukaryota, Metazoa, Chordata, Actinopteri, Syngnathiformes, Syngnathidae. Gene Ontology annotation, cellular component: membrane.
AAAGGCACCACGGACACUAACGUUCAGACAGAUGUUCCCAGUUUGUCUAACUUCUCGGUCUUCUUUGGAUGCUUCUGCUGGCUAUGGAGAAGGUAGCCUCUCUGCACAUCGAGCUAAGAUGAACUUUACAGCGCAACCGUUGAAGUCUUCCAAGCAGAGAUGCUCCAGAGAUCUUUUACCGCCGUAAUCCUGUUCAACACCUUACUGAAGCCAGAAGACGGCGAUGAUGAUGAUGAUGAUACGGAGGAGGUCCUGUCACGUGAAAGGAGAUGUGAUGUGCACAAUGCUGCUGCUGGUGCUCUUCUGUUUGUUGUUCUACGUGCGACAGGUCCUUCUGUCCUCUGGCUGGGACAAACCUGCAUGGAAGCUGGAGAUCCUUCGUCCCACCAGCGCUAGUCGGACGUUGCUGGGAACCAAUGGGGCCAGAGCGGCCCAGGAGUCUCCAAGGGAGUCCCCAGUCAGCGGUCCCUCCGAGCCCCACCUCCCUCCCUCAGAGUCCAAGUCCAAACCUCCCCAGGCCAAGUCCAAAGCUGAGUCGAAACCUAAAAGAAAACCCAAGUCACGACAGAAGAAAGCGAAGCCCACCAAGACAGCUGGUGCUCCUCUGCCCACGAUGCCGCCGUUCGACUUUGAGGGCUACCUGAGGGAGAAGGACAACCGCAACUUCAAGCUGCUUAUUGAUCAACCAGAGAAAUGUCAGCCGGUAGCAUCAAAGCAAGCUGGAGGAAGUCGAGGGUCCAUGACUGACCUCUACAUGCUCAUUGCGGUGAAAUCUGUGGCUGCAGAUUUUGAUAAACGGCAGGUGGUGCGUAGGACGUGGGGUAAAGAGGACAGGUCCAUCCGUACUGUCUUUCUGCUGGGGGUCCCCAGGAAUCGCACCGCCUUGCCUCUGUGGGAUCAGCUGCUGACCUAUGAGAGUCAAAUCUUCAAGGACAUCCUUCUAUGGGACUUUGAGGACACCUUCUUCAACCUGACCCUGAAGGAAACCCACUUUCUCGAAUGGGUCAACCACACCUGUCCACAUGUCAGAUUCAUCUUCAAGGGGGAUGCUGACGUGUACGUGAAUAUCGAGAACAUCCUGGAGCUGCUCCAAGGUCAAAAACCAAACGAGGAUCUUUUUGUUGGUGAUAUUAUAGUCAAUGCUAAACCAAUUCGUCGCCGCAAUUCUAAGUACUUUGUGCCAGAGUUCGUUUAUGGAGCUGCUUUGUACCCAUCCUAUGCCGGAGGAGGAGGCUUUGUCAUGUCGGGGUACACGGCACGCCGUCUGAGCUCCGCCUGUCAACAGGUGGAACUGUUCCCCAUUGAUGACGUGUUCCUGGGAAUGUGCCUUCAGCUGAUCGGCAUCAAGCCGUCACGCCACCAGGGCUUUCGCACCUUUGGGAUUGCCCGUCCAUCUGCGGCACCUCAUCUCCAGACGUUCGACCCGUGUUUCUACAGGGAACUCAUGGUGGUCCACAGCCUCAGCGUGCCCCAAAUAUGGCUCAUGUGGAACCUGCUGCACGACCCCAAACUGAACUGCCACAACAGGACCAGACCGACAUCCGGACCCUUCAGGUGGAGGAUUGGAGAAAGGGAAACAGACUAUGGCGAGGGGCGGGUGUUUGUCCCGCAUGAUUAACUCCCCGUCCACGUACAACGGGAUAAGAAGACAGGCUUUGUGGCCAUCUUGAAAGGCUGAUGAGUCACAUGACCCCUCGGCCAAUAUGAAGUGGGAAAAACUCAUCUUUUUUCAUUAAGGAGGCAUUAAAGAAAGAUUGCUGCCGGAGCCGAUGCCAAUCUAUUGAAGCAACAAUGUGACAUCACCUUGGGGCUGACUAGUCAUGUGGUUGACAUAAAACACUGAAUGCUUUGAAUGUGAUGUAACACUUUACGACUAAACAAGCCACGCUAGAAAGGAUACAAUGUGGUUUUGCUUGUGGGGCGGGUAUUUUUUGUGGGAUGAUGUUGCAGUAAUGAAGGUAGGAUUUUUGUUCAGCAGUGGUUUUGGUCUUGGAACUCUGCCAUGCAGGCCGUUUUUGCCCAGUGUCUUUCUUAUGGUGGAGUCAUGAACACUGACCUUAACUGGGGCAAGUGAGGCCUGCAGUUCUUUGGAUGUUGUUGUCUUGGAUGAAUCGUUGUUGUGCUCUUGGGGUAAUUUUGGCUGACCGGCCACUCCUGGGAAGGUUCACCACUGUUCCAUGUUUUUGCCAUUUGUGGAUAAUGUGCUCUCACUGUGGUUUGCUGGAGUCCCAAGGCUUUAGAAAUGGCUUUAGAAGCUUUUACAGAUUGAUAGAUCUCAGUUAAUCUCAGUUAUGUGUGUGUGUGUGUGUGUGUUGAUGGGGGGGGUCAAAGAGCCAUGUGGGUUUGGAUUAAUAAGAAAUUAAUAAUACAUUUAAUUUAAAAACUGCAUUUUGUGUUCAGUUGUGUUGUCACUGACUAAUAUUUAAAUUAGUUUGACGAUCUGAAACGUUCAAAUGUGACAAACAGGCAAUAAAAUAACAAAUCCGGAAGGGGCCAAACACUUUUUCACACCACUGUACAUAUUUUUUUUAACCCGGACGAGCCACGUUAGGGCAAGGGAUAGUGAAAUGUAGCAAGUUUGCAUGACUUCAACUGGUGUUUUCUUGUCGGCAUGGUCAUAUUUCUCUACAAGAACCAGUGAGCGGUGCGGUGCGUACCUUAUUUUGUUUCAUAUGGCGUGUACGUUUCAUGCAUUUUGUGCAUUAAAGAAGCUAAAACCAAUCCAUUGUAGUUCACUAUAUGCCAUCUCAACAAAACAUCUUAGCUUUCUGUUAUGAUAAAGCAUAUUAGUGUAAUUUCUAAUAUUAUGUCUUGUACAUAAUGAAUACAUUUUAUUUUUAGAAUAUGCCAAGGGCCACUAAAAAAAACCCACAAAAGGCCUCCAGGCCACAAUUUGGAGGAACUUUACUUUUUUUUUACUUUACAGAAGAACACACCCACACUCAACUGCAGUCUUUUACGCUCCUCUGGUUUCUUCACAGUUGUGAUUUCGCCUUCUUCAUCACCGCAACGGAUAUGAAAAUAAACAAGCAACAUAGUCAAGUCAAUGUUAUUUACAUGCUAUAGCACCAUUUGGCAAGAGAAAACAAGGGAAUCCCACAUGAGCAAGCACUUGGCCGUGGAGGCAAGGCGAAAAAACCCCACAGAUUGACCCGACCGCCACUGAACAAGACACUCAACUUGAAAGGCUAUGACUCCGCCAAGAAAUAUCUGAAGACAGAUUUUUCACAAGUUUUGCGGCACUCCAACUCAGACUCCAGCAAGGUGGAGGUGGGGUACUGGUAAGGGCUGGAAUUAUUAAAAGAUGAGCUUGUUGGGCCUUUUUAGGGCGAAGAUAGACGCAAACUCAACUCCUAAACCUACUGCCACUUUGUUUUCCUCCACACAGCGGUACAGGAAAAAGUGUGCAUCUUUCAAGAAGACCAUGACUUUUAUGCAAAGCAGUGCUCCAUCUCAUGCAUCCAAGUACUCCACUGCGUGGGCCAGCUGGUAAAGGCCUUAAAAAGGCCUUCAAAAAAUGACAUGACCCCCUUGUUCAACUGACCUAAACCCUAUCGUGUACUUGUGGGCCCUUAAAUGUAAGAUUUACAGCGAAGAAAAAAGGUACACCUCGAUGAACAGAGUCUGGGAGGCUUUGGUUGCUGCUGCACUAAAAGUUGAUGGUCAAAUGAUCAAGAAACUCCAUGGAUGGAAGGCUUUUCCGUGUUAUUGAAAAGAAGGGUGGCUAUAUUGCUCACUGAUUGAUUUUUGGAAAUGUCAGAAAUAUUUAUUUGUAAAGCUUGUGUUGUUGGUGUAUCUUUAUGACUUAAA